GCGCCGCGGUCACGACGGCCUGUUCUCGUCACGAUGCCCGUCUCUUGGUGCCUUCCUUUUCUCGACCGCUCUCUCCAGCAGAACGCCCGACAAUACGCCCUCAUCGUCCUCAACCAGCCUUUUUCUCUCCCCCUCCUGCAGAGGCUCUGGAACUCGACACAAUGGCACUGCUGUGCAGACGGCGGAGCCAAUCGCUUGCACGACGCAUUUAGUGAAUUGCGACAUGCGACAUCGGAACGCGACCUCAGAACUACCUACCUACCAGACCUUAUCAAAGGCGACCUCGAUUCGUUGAGAGAUGAUGUGCGAGAGUAUUACGCUUCUCAGAAUGUCGAGAUAGUGCAAGAUGACGACCAGUACUCGACGGAUCUGAUGAAGUGUGUAUUUGCCCUUGAAGAAAAGGAACAGGCUGAGGGAUCUCAGUACGACAUAAUCAUUCUAGGGGGACUUACUGGUCGCUUAGACCAGACCGUGCACACAAUGUCUUAUCUCCACAAGCUCAGGAAGAGAAGGGAGCGCGUAUUCUGUGUCACCGACGACAACGUCGCUUGGGUUUUAGAUGGAGGCGAGCACAUCAUCCAUGUAGACCACGCAUACAUGGGCAAGACGUGCGGUCUGCUUCCUGUGGGCAUCGACUCAACUAUUCUCACCACUUCAGGCCUAGAGUGGAACCUCACCGAGGCGGAAUCGCGUUUCGAUGGCAUGAUUUCGACCUCCAAUCACCUCGUACCAGGUGAGCCCGUACGAAUAAAGACGACUAGGCCCAUAUUCUGGACUGUGGAGCUCAGAGUAUCCGCUCUGCCUUGACUGUAAUCGGAGGACGAGCUAGAAAGAAGGGCCGGUGUACAUAUAUUUGAUGAUAGAUUGAUACAGUUACCCCGCAUAUGUCCGGCGAGACUCGCGUCUU
Molecule: messenger RNA, 907 nt
Organism: Phanerochaete carnosa HHB-10118-sp
Lineage: Eukaryota; Fungi; Basidiomycota; Agaricomycetes; Polyporales; Phanerochaetaceae
Exons: 6
Coding region: 34-807 (257 amino acids)
Biological process (GO): thiamine metabolic process; thiamine diphosphate biosynthetic process
Molecular function (GO): thiamine diphosphokinase activity; ATP binding; thiamine binding
Source: RefSeq, a predicted model, not a curated record